Staurois parvus is the source of this 389-nucleotide messenger RNA. Lineage: Eukaryota; Metazoa; Chordata; Amphibia; Anura; Ranidae. The record is from the annotation of a GenBank genome assembly.
CAGCAGUAUUCAGAAGCCAAACACAGGCCUCGGUUAAAAAGCAGAAGCCGUCAGCAGCGUGAGCAGACGACAGAGGCACAUGGCGCAGGGUGGCGGUGGAGGCAGCAGCAAUGGAAGGCCAUACAGCACCCUAUGACAAAAUGGAACCCACCAACAGUGUAAGGAGACCUGAAAGUGGCACAUGGCAGAGUCUGGUGAUGAAGUCAGCAGCAAUGGGAGGCCGUACAGGGACCCAUGACACACUCUGGACCUGGCAGCAGCAAGAGGAGGCAGUACAGGGGCCCAUGGCAGAGUGGCGAAGCGUAAGCAGCUUAAAUUGAAGGCCAUACAGAGGCCUAUGCCAUACACAGGCCUAGCAGCAGCAUGGGGAGACGACUAUCAAGAGUCCA